AAAGAAGUGCGUAAUUUGCAAUCCCAUCUGGAAAGCGUGUCAAAUACAAACCAUCUUGUCAUCAAAUCUAGUAGAAGUUGCUUAUACAGUCUCAAAGUGCAAUAACUUUUACCCAUCUCUCUUAAUCUACAAAAAAAAAGCGCUCAUCAUUGAGCAUGACAAACCAGAUGAUCUCUCGAAUGUUCCGUGUCAAGAAACUUUCUAACAAGAUCGUUCUACCCGUCUACAAAGAUUCGGAUCUACCGGACCUUGUGAACUCUAUUAGUGCUCAACAAAGAACAGUUCCUCAGAUAGAAACUGGUGUUGAGAAGGAGGAGGAGGAGGAGCACGAUCUUCAAGCCGCAAUAUCUGCUGCACAAGCUGCGGUAACAACAGGCGCAAAGAUAGAAAGUUUUAUUCCUACACCUGAUGCAUCUAGAACCAUAAGCGAAGAGAUGUACCUCUCUCUCUACAAAAAGAAAUUUAUACAACCUUCGACAAAUAUUCGUUUUUCAUCAACAGUCGAAGAUACUAGUGGCUGCACUUAUGUUGUAGAUGAAGAAGAUAUCUCUUUCUUGACCCAGUUUAAUGUAAAACAUUCUUCUGAAAUGAAUGAGGUUACUUUUGAGAACAUAAUGCAUCAUAUUGAGGCUGUUGUUGAGCAAAAUUUUCCACAUCUUUAUCUGGAUCCAUCUCAAGUACCUGCAUUUAAUAACAUAUAUCCUUUGUUCCCAGAGCACUCCAAUAUUCGCUCGCAGACUGGCCUAGAGCAAAUAUAUUUGCAUUGGAAAAAAAAGUGUCAGCACAGACAAGGCCGAUCAAUUAUACCCAGAGUGAGACAUGAAGAUCUCAUAAAAGGUGAUGGCGAUCCUUAUGUCUGUUUCCGCCGGAGAGAGACAAAGGCUCUGAGAAAGACACGCCAGUCUGAUCAGCAUGCCCUGGAUAGACUGCGUAAACUACGGACUCAGAUGGAGAAUGCCCGAAACCUACUUGAGAUGGUACUUCGUCGAGAAAAACACAGAAAGGAGAGUCUUGUUCUAGAGCAUACAGUAUUUGACUCUCGAUGCAAACUACGUGCUUACCAACGACAAUUGGGGAUCAAUGAUGAUGAAGACAUAUUCCCAGUAUCAAGAAAGAAGCACAGGUUAAUUCCGGAAGAAGGAUUCUCUGGAACAACUAUUAAGAUUCCUCUUAACCGAUUAAAACGUGAUAACGCUGAUAAAUCUGGGGUUCAACUCGCAAUUGAGUCAGAUAUUGCUCGAAAGAGAGAUUUAGAUUCUGCAUUUGAAGACAUCACAGCUAAAAAUAAUAUCCUACAGCGUCCCUACAAUCCAUUCAGCAUUCCAAUUCCUUGCAGCUUUUACCAGAAGAUCCCACUGCAAAAUAAUAAAUGUCGUUACAGAAAGCGAGCAGGCCGUGGUGGAAGAAUCUUUCUUGACCGGUCUUACUCUCGCCAAACUUGUGAAAAUAUGGUGUCAGCUAAUCCUCACCAAGAAGUAGAAAUUUAUAAUCGAUUCCAAUUUGAUUCGGACCCGAGUGAUAAUGAAGAUAUUGAAGAGUGGCAGGUAGAUCAAAUGAAUAACAAUUUCCUCGGGCAUCGGGUCAAGCUUCUUUCAGAGCUAGAACUCCGCAAUCUUGCUGCCAUGCCUGUAAUAAACCCGUCAAAUACCUUGAACUUUCGGGCUAAUCAGGGAGUACCUACAUCUCAAAAACAAUCUGAUGUUAGCGGUGGCUCGAACACUUCGUCUUCCUCGCCUUCCUCAUCUCCUUUAAAUAAUCAAACAUCUACUGUAACCUCGCAACCAAUUAAAAGGCAAAAUAGCAGAGCCAGAUUGACACCUCAACAGGCUGCAGUAGCCAUGGCUAAUGAUAUGCUGGUUGCUAAUAUGACUGCUGUUGUCAAUAGCAGCGGUCAAAAUAGAACUGUGUCCCACUUCAGUCCAACCCAAUGGGCAUUCUUAUUAUUCAAAGCAGCUGUUACCCGGAUCAUCUGUACCCAGUGGAGUUACUCCUAUACUAAUACCUCCACGCCUGAUGAAAAAUGGAUCCUCUCAGGCCUCGUUAUCUAG
Molecule: messenger RNA, 2048 nt
Organism: Phycomyces blakesleeanus NRRL 1555(-)
Lineage: Eukaryota; Fungi; Mucoromycota; Mucoromycetes; Mucorales; Phycomycetaceae
Exons: 7
Coding region: 156-2048 (630 amino acids)
Biological process (GO): regulation of transcription by RNA polymerase II
Cellular component (GO): piccolo histone acetyltransferase complex
Source: RefSeq, a predicted model, not a curated record